This is a messenger RNA of Hippoglossus stenolepis (Pacific halibut), 1790 nucleotides long. Its product is annotated as cleft lip and palate transmembrane protein 1-like protein. The transcript is spliced from 12 exons. The coding region runs from base 365 to 1318 and encodes 317 amino acids. Lineage: Eukaryota; Metazoa; Chordata; Actinopteri; Pleuronectiformes; Pleuronectidae. The record is from RefSeq and is a predicted model, not a curated record. Gene Ontology annotation, cellular component: membrane; endomembrane system.
GAGGGUGUGAGGCUGUAGCUCCUGACCAAACCAAGACUGUCUCUUUACUGGGAGUUUUCCUGUUGGAGCGUCCAUCGGAAAAGCACCGUGCUCAACCAGAGCUGAACAGAAAGUUGAUGAGCAUCCAUGGAGAUGUGGAGGUAUUUCUUUAACUGAGCUGGAGGUUCACAUCCACGGGUCAGAACACGUGACGUCAUCAUGGCUGCUGGCUGAUGUCUGAAGCCUAUUCCCACGCAGAUACAGUGCCGACCAGAGGCAGUCCGAUCUGAUGGCUCUGCUUAUUGUUGGAUUCCACCAAGACUGAUCUAUCUAAGUCAAAUCUUUUCCAUUAAAUACUGUGUUAGUUAGUUUAACGUGAUCAUACAUGUGUAUAUCCGUCCUUCGACAGGAGAUCAACAGUGGCACUGUUCACCUCCCUCUGACUGUGUCCUACGAGGGAAUCUCUCUCAGGGGAUUCAGGUUUUGGGUUCAUCUGCAGGAUGUGGUUUAUUCCCUAAGACAGUUUGGCUUCACUGAGGAAAACAUUGAUGAAAUUAAAGAAACUCUGAUGGGAUCCAACCUCUACCUGUUAGUGCUGACUGCGCUCAUCACAGCUCUGCAACUCAUCUGUGAAUUCCUGGCUCUUAAAAAUGACAUCAGCUCUUGGAGAAAAAAGAAGAACAUGGUGGGAAUGUCCAGAAAGUCAGUUCUGUGGCGUAGUCUCAGUACUUUGCUGAUUUUCCUCCAUCUGCUGGAGGAGACCAGUCUGCUGGUGCUGCUCCCUGUCGGACUGGGGGCCUGUGUGGAGGUGUGGAAGGUAUUUAAAGUGUUUAAGUUCCAGUUGCUGUGGAAAAGCUCCAACCUGCACUUAAAUAAACUGGAUGAAGAAGAGAGAAAGACACUGGAGUAUGACACACAGGCGUCCAGAUACUUGUCCUACUUGGUCUAUCCUUUGUGUAUCAGUGGAGCUAUUUUCUCUCUGGCCUACUUACGCCAAAAGAAUUAUUAUUCCUGGUUGAUCAACAGCCUUGUGACCGGUGUUUACGCCUUUGGCUUCCUGUCUAUGGCCCCUCAGCUCUUCAUUAACCACAAGUUGAAGUCUGUGAGUCACCUGCAGGGGACGGUGUUGAUGUACAGAGGAGUGAACACGCUGAUCUCAGAUCUGUGCUCCUGCGCCUCCUUUUUCUCCUCCUCCGGAUCCUUCUCCUCCUCUCAUCAACUCUCCUGCUUCAGAGAUGAGCUGCUGUUCCUCCUCUACCUCUACCAGCGAAGGCUUUACGCCGCCAAGGCCAGAAGACGAGACUCCGGGAGCCACAGCAAGAAAGUAAAAACUCAGUGAGGAGGCGAGAAAAGAAAUAUUUCCUGAAGUGAAUGUGGUGAAACUCAUCUAUGAAAAACAAAAAAAGGGAAGAUGUGAAACAGAGACUAACCUUCGUCAGAUCCGAGGCGUGGUGGUUCUGCCUCUGGAUCCUUAACCGCUGUACACUCACAGUGCUGCUGCUUUCUGCUUGACAUUCAUGAUUCCUCUGUUACUGAUGCGGGGAUCGACAGUGAUUCAUUCAUCUAUAGGUUCUCUCUGCUGCACAUGCGAUGCUUUAUUCUGCUCUAUAUGCACAUGUGGGUGUUUCCUGACACGUUGUGAAGGACGGAGCUUCCCACAGCACAGAUAGUUUGAUUCAUCAGUUCCCAUCUGCUUUAACUAGACUCGAUUAGAUUAGACUGAGUCCCGCUCUUUUGCAUCACUGAUUUUUAUAUGGCUGUCUCAAAAGCUUGAAUCAUGAUUUUCUCCUUAACUUUAAGAGGCUCCAAAG